AUGCAAUCAUGUAUAGAAACAUGGCCAUUACCGGUGUUCAAGGUCUCUCGGCUCUACCUUGCAUUGCCUAGAGCUUUGCUACGGGUUCUUUGCGUUUGCGGUUGCUGCCAACCUGGCAAGAGACCUCUUACCGGAGAGGCCAUGGAAGUGGUCCCAUUCCCAAUGGCAAUGGCUGUGCUGUUCUUGGUUGGUGGAUCAUAUACAUUUGAUAUGUGUAUUGGGAGCCUCGUGGUUUUCGUUUGGGAGAAGGUGAACCGAAAGAAGGCAGAUGGUUCCAGCUGUUGCAUCAGGUUUGAUGAUAUGUGGAGAUGGUCUCUGGAUUCUGCCUUUUUCAUUGUUUGCUCUGGCUAA
Molecule: messenger RNA, 351 nt
Organism: Arabis nemorensis
Lineage: Eukaryota; Viridiplantae; Streptophyta; Magnoliopsida; Brassicales; Brassicaceae
Source: the annotation of a GenBank genome assembly